Macadamia integrifolia is the source of this 1452-nucleotide messenger RNA. RefSeq names its product F-box protein At2g05970-like. Bases 71 to 1297 code for a protein of 408 amino acids. The transcript has a single exon. The record is from RefSeq and is a predicted model, not a curated record. Lineage: Eukaryota; Viridiplantae; Streptophyta; Magnoliopsida; Proteales; Proteaceae.
CAGACACAGAAUACCUCUACCUCUACCUCUAGCUACCUGGUUAAUUUCAGAUAGUCGAUAAGAGGAGAAGAUGGAGAACUCAUCAUCAGCUAUUGUUGUUUCUAACCCUGAAACAAAGAUCAGCAAAAAGGAAAUGUAUCGGCCAUGGUCUGAACUCACAGAUCCAAUUAUUGAGGUGAUCUAUAGUGAUCUGGAUUUCAUAGAUAAAUUCCGGAUGGCAUCGGUCUGUAUCUCGUGGAGAAAUGUUGCUCCGUGGUUCGCGAGACGCCGUCCUCAGCAGCUAAUUCCAUGGCUACUCUUCUUUCAUGAUGCACCAACGGAAGCUCUUGUUCUUCUCAACCUUCCAGAGAAUAUGGUCCACCAAAUAAGAAUACCCCGGAUCAAUAUGAAACUAUGCUGUGGUUCCUCAGAAGGUUGGUUGUUUAUGUUGGAUGAUGCACGGGAAAACCAUUGCUUCUUAUUGAAUCCAUUCACCAAAGCAAGAAUCCAACUUCCACCUCUCAGUAUUGAUCCGCCGAAUGCUAUUCGUAAGGUGAUCUUAUCUUCUGAUCCUAGGAUCAAUGAAGAUUGGAUGGUUGUUGUGCACUUAACAAUCCAUGGUCUAGUCUUCUGCAAAUCAGGUUACAGUUCAUGGUCCACUGGGCCACCAAGGAACAGAUUUUGGUAUCCUUAUGAUGAUAGGGACAUCAUAUUUUUUGAAGGAAAAGUUUAUGCUCUUGGUAUGUUGCAUUCACUAUGGAUUUUUGAUAUGGAACCUCAAAAAUACAUCCUCAAGGGUUCUGCAGUUGCUCCAUCCUAUGAUCUUUAUCGCAACACUGAUCCUGUCGACGACGGGUAUAUUAGCUAUUUGGUGGCAUCAGAUGGUGAUGUAUUUCUGAUUUCGAGGUUCUUGAAGAACAUCAGGAAGCCUUGCACUGCCUGUGAAAGCUUGUCCACUGAGUGCAUUGAAUGCCAAGCUGCAAUUAACCAUUAUGUAACCCUAAAUUUUCUGGUAUACAAGUUGAAAGAGAACAAUGAUAGAAGAAGAAGGACAGAAUAUGUCUGGGCCAGACAAUCAAGUCUGGGAGUCAAUCGAGCACUGUUUCUAAGCAAAAGGGGUUCUACAUCAGUCUCAACUAUUGAGACCCCGGGGCUGCAUGGUAAUUGCAUUUACUUUACAAAUGAUCUGCAUCCAGAAACAACUAAGUCUUGUGAUAUAGGUAUCUACAAUUUAGAGGAUGACCAGAUCGAACGCCUUAUUCAGUUGGAUUCCUAUCCUUUAGAGUUUCCUUUAAUUUGGAUCACACCCUCAAUUUGAGUACUUGGAGGGUUAGAGUUUUACUAUGCCUUCGCUUUCUCUAAGUAUAGAUGAAUUUUAUGGUAAAGACUUAUUUACUUGAAGGAUCUUCUUAGCGUUGCAUGCUGUGUGCAGUGUGUUGUGUGUUGUUAAUGCCUUAUUAUUACUUUUUUUCA